AGCUGCACUGAGUAUAAAAUGAAACAAAAUUUGCAUAGCUCUCUUUUUCACGAAAAACCAGUAGCAGGGAGGGGGCACUGAUCUUAGUAACCAUUCACCUUCUGACAUCAGAAACCUCCGAUGCAACACACAAGACUGCUGUCGCGAAAUCCCUGAUCACGAACAUGAAGCUGCUUCCCCUUCUCACAGCUGCGACCUGCUUCACGCCCCCAGCUCCCUCAUUCUUCGUACCACAAGUGAUGAAGUUUUUUUUCCAGAUCACAUGAGCCAGGAUGAAGGGGAAAAUCCUGCCAGGAACAGAGAUGGGCUGCGACCUGAACCUGAUCAAGGGGAGAUACAGACCAGUACCCUGAGAGCUAUAUAAGAAGGUGCUUGGCACAAGAGCAAACACUUUUUCAGAUGAAAGACUCCUAUGAAUCAGCCAUGCAUGUGAAUGAAGGCACCGUUUCAAGGAGGCUUGGAGCCACUAACAAAACGUUUUUGUAUUUCAUCAUCGCUACCCUUGUUGCAUUGCUCGUCUUUGCGUUAGCCACCGUCAUGGUCUUAGUUAUCCGGAGGACGGCAGCUGAUCCUGCCACAGAGGGCAGCACAGAACGGAUCCGCAAAGGGAACACCUCUGAAGACUAUUUAAGAAUCCUGCAGAAUGUCCCAGCCAAGGGAGCUGCUGCGUACAUGAGAGUGUCAAAUUCAGUAAACAGCUCGAAGCUGAGCUUGGCUGGGAAGGGUAUAUGUGACAACAUCCAGUGCAAGAGCGAGGAGCUGGUGAUCCGUGCAGAGGGCCUCUACCUGAUCUACUGCCACCUCAACCUCCGCUUUGCCAACUGUUCCCACAGCCCCACAGACCUCAAGAUAGAGCUCCUCGUCAACGACGAAGUCAACAGGCAGACGUUAUCCACGUGGUGUGCAUCAGACUCGUGCCAAGAAAAGAAUUUUAAGACCUUGUUCCAGCUCCAUUUGACGUACUUGAACGUGGAGGACCGGAUAUCAGUAACACUCAGCCAUCCUAAAUUCCUGAAUGAAAUUCACCUUCCCAACGAUAAUGUGCUCGGGGUCUUGAGGUACAGCGAUGAGAUGUGAGGAGCUCUCUGACUCCCCACUGCUGCACAGACUUUCUCUGUCUUCCUCUGAUGAUGGCAGCCUGCUUUUACUAGGCUACACCUUGUUUUACAUUUCCUAUCUUACCUCAUCGCUAGGGUAAAUGAGGAACUUUGUGUCCCAGAACAAAAUCUUAAAACACUGCAAUACACACCUGGCAGACGUCAGGUUGCUCUGGUUUGGUGGUGGUAGGGUUGCUGUUGGACAGCAGAUCCAGCAGCACAGAUGUGGCAGCGGGUCCUCCAAGCAGUGCAGUGCAAACACAGCCCGAAAUGCAACCAGAUUAUGGGAAGAGCACACAUUACAAAACUUCUUGACUAAAGCACUGCUGGCAGAUUGCCUGUGCUCAGGAGAUGGGGAAAUCCUUUUGAUCUGAAUUUUAUGGAAUGGUAUUUUGACACAGUCGUUCCAAAAAACCUAACAACCAACGCUUGUAAUUAAGGCUUUCCUUUCAACUGGAGCAUGCAACCACAACUCUGGAGUGAGUUUAUGGGUAGAUCAUACUAAGGACAGAGGAAAUUGCUCACUCCCAGGCUGGUAGCUAAAACUCUGGGACAGAGUGUAGGAGACUGGGGACUCACCAAACAUUUCUGUGCUGCAUUCUGCUACAAACUUUAUGCAGUUUAGUUCCAAGUGUUUUCCUUUCCACUAUUUAUCCAUCUUCUCUAUUUAAAAUUAAGCUCUUCGGGGCAUGAGCCUUUGUAUAUGCACCAUGUUCAGCCUCUGUUCUCACCUGGAACUUCUAGGCGUUUCCAUAAUUAAUAUUAAAAAAAUGAUCUUCUUGUGCCACGUGACAAA
Molecule: messenger RNA, 1893 nt
Organism: Centrocercus urophasianus (Greater sage-grouse)
Lineage: Eukaryota; Metazoa; Chordata; Aves; Galliformes; Phasianidae
Gene: TNFSF8
Product: TNF superfamily member 8
Exons: 4
Coding region: 400-1077 (225 amino acids)
Biological process (GO): CD8-positive, alpha-beta T cell differentiation; immune response
Cellular component (GO): membrane
Molecular function (GO): tumor necrosis factor receptor binding
Source: RefSeq, a predicted model, not a curated record